Pieris macdunnoughi is the source of this 2040-nucleotide messenger RNA. NCBI's taxonomy places the organism in Eukaryota, Metazoa, Arthropoda, Insecta, Lepidoptera, Pieridae. The record is from the annotation of a GenBank genome assembly.
AUGAUUCGAGCGGGCGAAACAUGUGCUUGCCCGCUGCAAGAGUUCGGACCAUCCAUGGCUGGGUCCUGUGGAGGCCAGAUAAUUCUAUUUAUGUCUAUAUUGGAGUCCUUUAUUAAAGGUCGAUGUGAUCUUGUGGAUCCCUGUAACAGAGUGGUUGAAAAGGAGCAGUAUGAUGAUAGCUAUGACUUCGUGGUUGUUGGGGGUGGAACAGCAGGUGCCAUUGUUGCUGCUCGAUUAUCGGAAAAUCCGCAAUGGAAGGUUCUUCUCAUAGAAGCAGGCGGCGAGGAACCAUCUCCGUCCUCAGUGCCGGCGUGGGUGACUGCAUUUUGGAAUAAAAACGAUACUGACUGGAACUACAAAACAGAGCCACAAGAAAAAGCCUGCCUGGCUACUGGAGGACGCUGUUCUUGGCAUAGAGGGAAAAUGCUAGGUGGAUGUUCCGUGAUCAACGGCAUGAUGUAUAUGAGAGGUCACGCAGCGGACUAUGACGGAUGGGCAGUGAAUGGCGCACCUGGUUGGUCAUGGUUUGAAGUUAUGCCUUACUUCCUGAGGAGCGAAGACAAUAAGGAGAUAAGCGAGGGCGUCUCUGGACAGUAUCAUAAUACUGGCGGUCCUAUCCCUGUUCAAAGAUUCCGAUAUGCGCCACGCUUCGCUCACGAUGUUGUAUCAGCGGCUAUCGAAUUGGGAUUCACUCCUACGAGCGAUCUUAAUGGAGAGACAACGACGGGCUUUACGAUAGCACAGGCAUUUAACGAUGGCGGUACGAGAUUUAGCACAGCGCGUGCAUAUCUUCGCCCAGCUUCUCACCGAGAAAAUUUAGACGUAAUACUCAACGCUUUAGGGACAAGGGUCAUUAUAGAUCCCCAUACUAAGACUGUUACUGGUGUUGAAUAUAUCAAGAACGGCGAGACCAAAACGGUCGGGGUCACUAAAGAGGCUAUUCUAUCUGGCGGUACAAUGGCUUCUCCACAAAUUCUGCUUCUCUCGGGAGUAGGACCAAAAGAGACUUUAGACAAAUUUAACAUCCCGGUAAUCAAAGAUCUGCCCGGCGUAGGGCAGAACCUUCACAAUCACGUAGGAGUGACACUUGACUUCACCCUAGCGAAGGAGCCAGACCUUCCAGAACUGAAUUGGGAGAGUGCCAUGGAAUAUAUGUUAGAAAGGAAAGGCCCAUUGUCAGGGACAGGAAUGUCUCAGUUGACUGGGAUGAUAAAUUCCCGGUUAGCGCCAGCUGGUGGACGUCACCCUGACAUACAGUAUUUCUUUGGGGGCUACUACGCGGCUUGUGGUGACGGGUCCUUGGGACCAGACGACUUGGAGAAUGCGAAAAAGAGAAAAAUAACUAUAUCAGCAAUUGCCCUUCAACCAAAAAGCCGUGGUUUCUUAACGCUGCGUUCAGGAGACCCAUUUGACCACCCAUUGUUUCACCCUAACUACUUUCAAGAUGAUCACGAUUUGGCAGUAUUGGUUGAGGCUGCAAGGACUGCGUACCGGUUGGCUAAUACUACAAUACUUCGCGAAAAGUACGGCAUGCAUCCCACCGAGAACUAUGGAGAGCAGUGUCCCGGUGGUGGAUUAAACCCCACGGAUGAGUUCUUCAAGUGUUUAGCACAACAUUACACAGCGCCAGAGAAUCACCAGGUUGGGACGUGCAAGAUGGGCUCUAGCGACGACCCUAUGGCUGUUGUUGACCCCACGUUGAAGGUUUAUGGUAUCGAAGGUCUCCGAGUGAUCGACGCUUCAAUAAUGCCAACAGUGCCGUCAGCUAACACAGCAGCACCGGUUGUAAUGGUUGCGGAACGUGGAGCCGAGUUUAUCGUCACUAGACAUCAGAGGUUCAAGAACAGAUUUGGUAGCAAUACGCCUACAAAAGGUGGCGCUACCAGCCAUGACGAUAGGUGGACAUACUACAACUCCAAUAAAGAUAGCAAAUGGAACAAUAGAGAUUGGGUUUUCAACAUGAAUAGGCAAAAUACCCAAAAACCUCAAGACUGGUACAGGCUGAAUAAUGUUUAUCCUACUAGGCAAUCGCACAGAUAA